AACACAAUGUUACUGACUUUACCAUGAAAUAUACGGACGUGGAGUUAACACUCACAGUUACUUUACGGAUAAUGGCGUUAAUAACACAGCAGUGAAACAUGGUAUGUUCAAACUAAGCGAGUCUUGGACGUGUUUUCUGUGAUACUGGAAAAGGAGUUGUGAAUUUUUCUUCAAAAUAAUGGUGUGAAAUGUUCCUACCUAUGUGAGUACAGCCAAAGCUAGUUCAUCGAUCGCCCUGAGGGAGCAACAUUUGAUUAGCUGGAGACGUGAUUUGUCUGUUGUGUCUGGAACCUGUCCACCAAAACGCCUGGAGACAUGGCACCUGUACCCGUCCUACCGCUGGUGAUCAGCUGCUUCAUGUCUGCACUUGGCUGCAUGGCCACACUAAAGCUCAUCCCCACUUUCAAAAGCCAUUUCAUCGCAGCCAGACUGUACGGGAUGGACUUAAAUAAAACAACCAAGAGAGAAGUGUGAGUCGUUUCUAUCAUCUAUCUUGAGAUUCAGUCUGGUUUUAUAAUGUUUUUCAUUAUUUGUUGGUUGUAAAACAUGUUGUAGAGAGACAAAAGAGUCCAUUUCCUGCCUUCAUCCCUGUUUCUCUUUCUGUUUCCAUCUCUUUGCAGCCCAGAGUCCCAGGGAGUGAUCAGCGGGACGGUCUUCCUCAUCAUCCUCUUCUGCUUCAUCCCAGUGCCUUUUCUCAGCUGCUUUGUAGGAGAUCAGUGCACUGGAUUCCCGCACGAUGAGGUUUGCUCACUUAUGUUUAGUAGACCAUGUGCGCUUAUUUUGAACCUGAAAUGUAGUGUUACCAGCUUUGGUUUUACUUUCAGUUUGUGCAGCUGAUCGGAGCACUCCUUGCCAUCUGUUGCAUGAUCUUCCUGGGCUUUGCUGACGAUGUCCUGAACCUGCAGUGGAGACACAAGCUCCUGCUUCCCACCAUGGCUUCCCUGCCAUUGCUCAUGGUCUAUUUUACCAACUUUGGCAAUACAGUCAUUGUGGUUCCCAAGCCUUUCAGAGCCCUGCUUGGGCUGCACUUGGACCUGGGUGAGUUCAUGCUUACUAACUUACUGCUAAAAGAUACUUAAAAAUUUUGCAAAUAUAUUCCACAAAAGAUGAGCUGUCAUAUGUUGCUUUGUCAAACUCUAGCUUCUCUGUCCACUCUACCAAUAGAAGUUUAAAAAAACAUUUUAUAAGUUGUUUUAUUAAGUUAUUCAGAGUUACAUAGUUUCUGAUCUUUCACAGGAAUUCUCUACUAUGUCUACAUGGGAAUGCUUGCUGUAUUCUGCACAAACGCCAUCAACAUCCUAGCAGGCAUCAACGGCAUAGAGUCAGGUCAAGCCCUGUUCAUCUCCGGCUCAAUCAUAAUCUUCAACCUGCUGGAGCUCAGUGGUUUGUGUUGACUUUCUUAGACUUCUUCAUAUUACAGGUCACACCCAUUUCUCUGUAGUUCAUGAUUAGAUAUGCACAUGUUUAAUGAGUUUGUGAAACUGAAAAUUGUUCCGAUCUGACGUUUGAUUAUCUCGUCUUUUUUUACCAGGAGAUUACCGUGACGACCAUGUCUUCUCCCUCUACUUCAUGAUACCAUUCUUCUUCACCACAUUAGCACUUUUUUACCACAACUGGUAAGUCAAUGUAAUAACCAGAGGUAGGUUUGAAGGAAGAAUUAAGAUGCUGUGGGUGUUAACCUUUAACCUCCGUCAUCACAGGUAUCCUUCAUCUGUGUUUGUGGGAGACACUUUCUGCUACUUUGCCGGGAUGACAUUUGCAGUUGUCGGCAUCCUCGGGCACUUCAGCAAAACAAUGUUACUGUUCUUCAUUCCUCAAGUAAUCAAUUUUAUCUACUCAUUGCCUCAACUUUUCCACAUCAUCCCCUGUCCAAGACAUCGGCUCCCCAGGUAAGACGCUGUGGAGAUAAAACUUGUCGUAUCCUUUCUAACAAUCAUUCAAACUAAUUACAUACUGAGUGACUGCAUUUCUUCCUUUUGUCUUUCUCCCACUGUCACUGCUGAUGAAAGGCUGAACACAGAGACAGGGAAACUGUGGAUGAGCUACUCCAAAUUCAAAAGGAAGGACCUCUCAAAGCUAGGACACCUCAUUCUGAAGGUGAAGCCUUCUCUGAUCCCUUUACCAUUUGGCUUUUGUUAAAAAUCAGUGGUAAAAAAUCUAUAUUUAACCUGGCAAAACUCACUGAGAUUAAAAAAGAAUCUGUCUAAGACAGACCAAACCCCAGUUAACAAGGUAUUUUGCCUACAAAAAGCAGGUAUACACACAAACAUAAUACAAGAGGUGAUUAAAUUACAGUAAAAACACAGAAGAGAAAGUAAAAUAUUUCAACCAGGAUUAUAGAUAUACCAAACCAAAUACCUGCAGCCAGAUAUUCUCUGCCUUUAAAUAAUUAAAGCACCCUUAAAGCAUCCAGGGAGUCUUUUUGUGAUUUUUAAAAAAAAUAAACUAAGCAGAAAAAUUAAGUGCUUUUUUUCAUAAAUUUGGGUUUUACAUAGUGUCCAAAGCAUGAAUGCUCUGAGGAAAAAGGUGUGUAUGAUUCGUAGGCGCAAUCACCAUAGUCCAACACGGACAUAAAGGUGGCAGCAACCAGUUUCUUUUUUUGUUUGUUUUUUUGGACCUGAAAAAAGCCAGAUAUUGAUUCUAAAAUAAAAACUCAGUUUGACGUUUAGUCUCUCACCAGCUGCUUAAUAUAAGGAGUAUAAGAGAAAGCAAUUAAUUGAAAUAUCAAGAUUGUACUCUAAAACUGUUUGUCAAAUUUUCACAAAGCCUCAGAGAUGUCUGUAUUUUUUAAUGCCUAACAGCAGUUAUAAAUGUAAAAAUAUAUAAUUUUUUAUGUUAAACAGAGAAUAGUCACAAAUCCUCACAUCACAGAGGCUUAAAAGAGGAUAAUGUUUUAAAACAAAAAAAUAUAAUGAUGCAACAAAGAAGUUGGCAAAGUGGGGGAAAACAAAAAAACAGUGACUUUGUAAACUGAUAAUUGAAUUAACUAAUAAUGUUGCUGUAUUUCCCUGGCAUUGAAUCAUGAAAGAAUAAUGACACUUCUUUGUUUUAGCAUCAGGUUUCUUUCGCAUAUUCUCAUAUAUAAAAAAACAAUUUGUAUGUCCCAGUACCCACAGUCUAGUAUAUUAUUAACUCAACACAGACCAGUCCUACACCUGAUUUAACUCCCAUCGAGAUCAUCACAAUCAUUUCAUAGUUAUUCAACUCCACUUUGUCAAAAUUUUAAAAGCCAACACAACAAAGAGAUACAGGGGCAGCCUACCUGGAAAAAGAGAGACAAGGGUGAGGGUCAGUGCAGGUGUGUAAACACACAUACAAAAUCACGUCUCUGGAUGUGUUUUUUAGUUGACAGUAAAAUUGCUUUUCUUCCUCAACAGGUGGCAGAGUUAUUGAAGCUGCUAGAGGUGCGAAGCUCUCAGGAGGGGGAUGAUGAUUUUAUUGAAUGCAACAACAUGACUUUAAUAAAUCUGGUUCUGAAAAUUCUGGGUCCCACUCAUGAGAGAAACCUCACAGUCAUCAUGCUCAUCAUUCAGGUAUGACAAAGUACCCGCUGCUCUGUCCAAACACAGUGUGAGACAAUGAGUGUUAAUGAUAUUGGUUUUUGACUGAUUUCUCAUUUUUGUGUUUAUCUCAGGUGCUGGGAAGUGUAAUGGCUUUUGGGAUUCGUUAUCAUUUGGUGCGUCUCUUCUAUGAUGUCUAGCCGUCUCUCCGGGGAAGAGGAGAGAAUCCUGACUGAGAAAAUAUGAAUUUUGUUAUGAAAAUUCUUAACAGGCUCAUGUUUCAUCUGCCUUUAGUAGAUUUCAUUACCUCACUGUUACUUCUCUGCCUCAGACUGGACCUGCAGUAAAGACUCAGAGUGAGGUCUAAAGCUAUAUUUCACUUUGUACAACAUUUUCACAAAAUUGGCAGAAGUGUGAACUAUUCUCCUGGAUUUAAUGACUGUAAAUCCCAAAGAGAAUCAUGCCUGGCCUUUCGUAUGUGUCUUCUGAAGGUAUAUCCUCUUUUAAAGGAAGUUGAGAAGAUAAACUCAAUGGCUAACUGCCCUUAAAUUCCUAUUAUUUAAUGACAGGUUCAUGGAUGUGGGAAAGCACUGUAAAAAUACAAUUUAAUGUAAUUAUCCACUGCUUGACUCUGCUGUUAAAUCCAAAAUGGCUUAAAGAAAAUGGUCCCACUCUCCUUUCAUUUUGCAGAUAUAUCAGUGUAUGCAGUGUGGGUGGGAACAUUUCAUCUCUGUUGUUCUUUUUUUAAUAUGCUUUCUUUUAUACCUCUGAACAAAUGCACAAAAACGGUGAUUGUGAAGACUAGCAGUAAAGGUUGGAAGGUUUUAAUCAGUCUGGAGAUCAUUACAGGAAUUAGUUGGGGUAAAAAGCAGGAGUUAGUGCAAAAGUGAAGUGAGAUUAUUUGAUCCAUGAUGGUCUCAAAUGUUACUCAAGGUCUGAAGGAGGUGAAGUCAGUCCUGUCCAUUAAAUAUGAGUAUUGACUAUUAAUGCCAUUCUUGGUAUUUCUGGAUACAUACUUGUAUUUUGUGACUGAUAGACAUUUCUCUUCAAGUUUUGAGCAGAAAUCAAUGUGAAUUUCACUGGCACUGGACUACUUUGUUGAGGAAUGUAAAGACAAGUGAGAGACGUACCUGCUGAAAUGAGAGACUCAAAGUGAGAAAUAAAAGAUGAGAAAUUGUAAUUUAAAGUUGUG
This is a messenger RNA of Xyrichtys novacula (pearly razorfish), 4692 nucleotides long. The record is from the annotation of a GenBank genome assembly. NCBI's taxonomy places the organism in Eukaryota, Metazoa, Chordata, Actinopteri, Labriformes, Labridae.